Molecule: messenger RNA, 2406 nt
Organism: Durio zibethinus
Lineage: Eukaryota; Viridiplantae; Streptophyta; Magnoliopsida; Malvales; Malvaceae
Product: inositol diphosphatase DSP1-like
Biological process (GO): protein dephosphorylation
Cellular component (GO): cytoplasm
Molecular function (GO): phosphatase activity
Source: RefSeq, a predicted model, not a curated record
UUUUGGAUUAAAAUAUACUUAAAUUAUACUGUCAAAAUUUAACAACGGGGAAAGUGUGUUAGUAUUUUUCUUAAAUUUUUUUUUUCUGUAGAUAAAAAAAUCAUCUAAUCUCUGUUUUUGAAGAAAUUGUAAAUUUAUUAUUAAAACAAUGGAGCGUUUUCAACCCAAAAAGCCACCUGUGUUCUUUUCCAUGCCGUCCGUCUCUCUUCUGUCUAUUUUUCACUAAAAUUUCUCACUUAAAAAAAAAAAAAAGCCUUGUUUCGAUCUAUAAAUAAACCAUGUUCAUUUCCAAAUCCAAUCUUCAACCACUUUUAACCACCAACUUCCCCCACUCGCAGCACCAGUUUUUUCUUUCUCUUUCAACUGUCAUCACCCCGCACCUCAACUCAGAAUCAUCCGUACCCCAUAAAAGCACAUUCUCUUUGAUCCCAACUUUCUCUUUUUCUCUUUCUUCUGAGUAUUUGUUUCAUUUUUUUCAUUCAUGAAUGAAGACACUAAAACCGAACUCAACCAAAACCAACAACAAGGGAGUCAACAGAUAUGCAGAACCAUAGAAGUGGUUGCCACCGUUGACCACGUCGAUAUGUCGCCGCCGAUUAUGUCUCCAGUGGUGGUCGCUUACAACACGGGUGAUGACCUUAGCUUGAUUCCACCAUUGAACUUUGCUAUGGUUGACAAUGGCAUCUUCAGGUCGGGUUUCCCUUAUUCUGCCAACUUCUCUUUUCUCCAAACGCUUAACCUCCGCUCCAUCAUAUAUUUGUGUCCUGAGCCGUACCCAGAAGCCAACACUGAGUUUUUAAAGUCCAAUGGAAUCAGGCUUUUUCAGUUUGGAAUUGAAGGUAACAAGGAACCAUUUGUAAAUAUACCAGAGGAUACAAUUCGUGAAGCUCUAAAAGUGGUCCUUGACGUAAGGAAUCACCCAGUUCUAAUUCACUGUAAACGAGGGAAGCACCGAACUGGCUGUCUGGUUGGAUGCCUAAGAAAAUUGCAAAGAUGGUGUUUGUCUUCAGUCUUUGAUGAGUAUCAAAGGUUUGCAGCUGCAAAAGCUAGAGUUGCGGAUCAGAGGUUUAUGGAGUUGUUUGAUGUUUCUAGCUUAAAGCAUCUGCCAAUGUCAUUUUCUUGCUCCAAGAAGUAAACAACUGCAUGUAUUGAAAGGCUUUUGCUUUCUUUCAUUUGCAGAGGAGAAUGCUAGGUCCGGAAUAAAUAGGAAAAGGCGAUGAGUUCCUGAAUUGCAUUUUGGCGGUAAAGGGAUUAUUCUUCUUUUUUCCUUUUCGAAAACAAUAAAAGGCUAACAUAGUAGCGAUAUCCUGUUGUGAUGUUCGGUGUUCAGAUCUCCCUCCCCAUCGUUUCUUCAUGUUUUUGUUUCGUUCUCUUAUUGUUUUACUCAGAAGCUUCUCUGCUUGCCAUAGUUGAUGCCUCGAGUAGUUAUAUCCAUGUUUCUUCUGAAAAUUAUUGUCAGCUUUGUCUACUGUUUUUAUACAAUUUUUGACUGUGAACAAGAAUCAAGAUUACAGCUAUUCUACCUGCCAAGCUGUUAUUAUAGGCAACGCAGCUAGAAAGGCAAUGUAUACACUUGAUUCCAGUUGGCUAGUCAAAUUAUCAAUCAUAUAGAAUUUAAGUCAGUCUUUUGGAAACAUUUUCCUUUGUGGCGUUACCUCAUUGUUUUAUAUCUCAGUAAUUACAUUUUAACAUUCUGCAAAUAGAUAUUGGAAUGACCUUAAAAAGACAUAUUCAAAUCAUGCUAAGAUGAAGGUGAUAAGCAUGGUGAGGCAAAGUGAAAUUAUUGAAUUUUUAUAUAUUUAGGACAGGAGGUAAAAUUAAAAAGACAGUUAAAUGUGUGAAGCAAUGUUUUCUUGUAGAUUCGUUUUAUUGUUAUAAGAAGGAUGAAAGGAGCAUAAUUGCGUCUUGAACUUGAAACUAAGGCAUAAAUCCAAAGAAAUAAAGAACCAGUCUUCGCGAAUGUAAUCCAAAGAUACACUUGAGCUCCAGCCAGUGUCACCAUCCGUGAUCUCCCUUCCCCAUCCAUUUUCUCCCUGAAAGUAGCGUCACCUCUCAAAUAUAUUUCUUGGCUUUGUUUUUUAUUUCUAACUUUUCUUAAGGUUAGUGGAAUCCAUAUAGUAUUAAGCCAUGCUCAAGGCAUGAUUCAUUGAUUUGCAGGUUCCAGUUCCACAAUUCAGAGUAUUUCUUAAAAGAGCACUUGGCCUCGUGGCCUUGUCCGCCAGAUGGCUGGUUGUCAAGACGACCGAUCCGAAGACCUUCCACACGUUUGAUUCUACCAGGGGAAUAGGAAGGAUCUUUUGGGAUGAUUGAAAAUUUGUCCAUUGAAUUAUUGCAUCAAUUCUAAUAAAUAUUUUGAGCGGCCUACGCUGUCUGCUGAGCGGUGAGAACUCUUAUUUCCUGAUCAUG